AUGAGUGACGUUAGCGGCUGCUAAUCAGAGCAGAGAGCCAGGCUGGUCUUUAUAAAGCGGAGCGCGGCGGAACCAGACCCAAACCCGUGUGCUCCCGCGCCUACUGUCGCUCUCCUCGCACGCGCUCUCCGUAGACAUGAGUUGGACGCACGCUUUCCGGGACGCUAUGCAAGAAGCGCACGAACCCCUGUUCUGGGUGGGCGCGUGCACCGUGGCGUGCGUUCUGCUGUGGCUGCUGUACAGACUCCUGUCCGGGUUCCGCAUCUGGGUCUUGGGCAACGGGAGCCUGCUGACUCCGCGCCUCGGGAAAUGGGCCGUUGUUACUGGUGCGACAGAUGGAAUCGGGAAGUCCUACGCUGAAGAGUUGGCUCGUCGAGGUUUUGCUCUGAUGCUGAUCAGCCGCUCUCAGGACAAACUGGACGACGUCGCCAAGUUACUCGAGGAGCAGUACAAAGUGGAGACAAAGACCAUCGCUGUGGACUUUGGAAAAGCAGACAUUUAUGGCACAAUCGAGGAGGGACUUUCGGGGCUGGAGAUCGGAGUCCUGGUGAAUAAUGUUGGCGUGUCGUACCCGUAUCCUGAGUACUACCUGCACAUCCCCAACCUCGACAAUUUCAUCACAAACAUGAUCAACGUGAACAUGACCUCUGUCUGUCAGAUGACACGUCUCGUCCUGCCUCGGAUGGUCAACAGGUCCAAAGGCGUCAUUCUGAACAUCUCCUCAGCCAGCGGGAUGUACCCUGUGCCCUUGCUCACAGUUUACUCCGCCACAAAGGCGUUUGUGGACUUCUUCUCUCGUGGACUGCAGGAGGAGUACAGACGCCAGGGCAUCAUCGUACAGAGUGUGCUCCCGUUCUUUGUGGCGACUAAAAUGACGCGCAUCAGGAAGCCCACACUGGACAAACCCACUCCUGACCGCUACGUCCAGGCAGAGGUCACUACAGUGGGACUGCAGAGCCAAACCAACGGCUACUUCCCCCACGCAGUCAUGGGCUGGGUGACCACUAAACUUGUGCCCACCUCCAUUGUGAUUUUUCUGGGCGCAAGGAUGAACCGCCUGCAGAGGACUGGGUACCUCCAGAGACGGAAGCAGAGAGAGCAGAAACAGAACGGAGCCAGCUUCAAGACCGACUAGAAUCGAACCCGCAACCAACUCACCUGUCUGAACCUGUCUCCACCUGUCCAACCUGAGUAAUGAAAGAAUGAAGCCAGCAUCAAGAAGAACUAGAAUCUAACCUACAACCAACUCACCCGUCUGCACCCAUCUGUACCUGUCUCUACCUGUCCAAGCUGAGGAAUGAAAGAACAGGGGCCAGCCUCAAGGCCGACUUUGUGGCAACUAAAAUGACGCGCAUCAGGAAGCCCACACUGGACAAACCCACUCCUGACCGCUACGUCCAGGCAGAGGUCACUACAGUGGGACUGCAGAGCCAAACCAACGGCUACUUCCCCCACGCUGUCAUGGAAACAAUACUACUACAGUACACACACACAUACUGCAAAGCCUGUACAACAGCUAGUUUUACUACUAGAAAACCAGUUACCCCUCCCUCCACCAUUGCCUUCUAUUACUUCUACUUGGUACUGCAUAUACACAUCCCGCACACAUCCCUGUCCAACCUGAGUAAUGAAAGAAUGAAGCCAGCAUCAAGAGGAACUAGAAUCUAACCUACAACCAACUCACCCGUCUGCACCCAUCUGUACCUGUCCAAGCUGAGGAAUGAAAGAACAGGGGCCAGCCUCAAGGCCGACUAGAAUGGAACCCCACACAUCUCUACCUGUCUGCACCUGUCCAACAUCUGUGAGGGAUGAAUGAGCGGAGUCAGCCUAGGACUCAAACCCACAACCAAUUAUCCUGUCUGUCAUGUGUUAAACAGGUUAACAGACAGGUGCAAAUGAUACUGGACCAAGCAAAUGAAAUGAUUCCAUAGAAAUCGGUUUAAAAAGUCCGCGUGCACCCGUCUAAGAUCUAAAAGGAACUGCACCUUUUCUGUCAUAAGAUGUUUGUAAAGUCAAACUACUUUUAUAAAUCUGUCCUUAAAGUGACUUAAAACUACAUUUUAAAGCCUGAGCUCCAUUUUAUCUGUCUGUGUGCACCCGUCUGUGCCUCAGAGACUGAAACUUCUUGGACUCAAAUACAGACAUGAGGUGGUCUUACACAAAAUGUUCCUUUAUAUUGUGUUGAUAUUUUGGAGCUUAAAUUUGAUAUGUUCUGGUCUUGUGUUUGUGACGUCACGCUUGUUCUUUUUCACUCCUGAGCUCAAAUAUGGUUUAAAAAUGUUAAUCUCAAAAUGAAGCUUUGAUUCUGUUCAAACAAAUGUUUUGGAUUUGAGAAAAGCAUUAUUUCCACCUAGGACUUCUUUAAAUGGGUCUCGUGUGGAGCUGCUCGGAAUGUUGCGGUGGAGGGAUUCAGAAAGACUUUUUUUUUUUUUUUUUUUUAUUUAUUUGAAAUUUUCUUUUAAAAAUUGGACAAGUAAAAAUAAACAUGUAAUGUAUUUCGGGAUGUGUCUUAUUGUCUUGUAUUAAAUAUAUGAAAUACUGUAAUCUCCAGAGUUGAAACGGUGAAAAGACGAAUGUUUGUCAGAUUCACUGUAUUAAUUUUGUAUUUUAUUUUUUUUCACCAAAUGUGCCUUUUUUAUUUUAAUCUGAACCAAAGUCACAAAAACUGCUUUAAACUUAAACCUGGUCAAAGCGAUGAGUGGAACUGUGGAGCUGAUGAGCCUAAUGAAUCGUGUCAGACAAAAGUGAAGCCAAGUGUUUUUAAAGGUGCUUUUCUGAAAUGUUCAAAUGCAGUCUGUAUUUUCUAUGUUUGUAAAUAAAAAAAUAAAAUUGGGAAAAAACUGC
Periophthalmus magnuspinnatus is the source of this 2844-nucleotide messenger RNA. RefSeq names its product hydroxysteroid (17-beta) dehydrogenase 12a (gene hsd17b12a). The coding region runs from base 137 to 1135 and encodes 332 amino acids. Gene Ontology annotation, cellular component: endoplasmic reticulum. Gene Ontology annotation, molecular function: oxidoreductase activity. The transcript has 11 exons. The record is from RefSeq and is a predicted model, not a curated record. NCBI's taxonomy places the organism in Eukaryota, Metazoa, Chordata, Actinopteri, Gobiiformes, Gobiidae.